Messenger RNA from Plasmodium falciparum 3D7, 996 nucleotides. Its product is annotated as rifin. The transcript has 2 exons. The coding region runs from base 1 to 996 and encodes 331 amino acids. The record is from RefSeq and is a predicted model, not a curated record. Lineage: Eukaryota; Apicomplexa; Aconoidasida; Haemosporida; Plasmodiidae.
AUGAAACUCCAUUACGCUAAUAUAUUAUUAUUUUCCCUUCCAUUAAAUAUAUUGGUAGCAUCAUCAUCAUCAAAUGUAAAUGACCAAAGUAACUAUGUCAACAUUACUCAUCAUAAACCAAACAUAAAAUCAGCGAAAAUACAAACCACUAGGUUAUUAUGCGAAUGUGAUCUAUAUACAUCCAUCUAUAACAAUGACACAGAGAUGAAAAAUGUAAUGGAAAUUUUCAAUAAACAGACAGAACAACGAUUUGAAGAAUACAAUGAACGUAUGAACAAAAACAGACAAAAAUGCAAAGAACAAUGUAAUAAAGAUAUACAAAAAAUUAUAUUAAAAGAUAAAAUAGAAAAGGAAUUAAAACAAAACUUGGACGCAUUACAUGCUGAUAUAACGACUAAAGAUAUUCCCACAUAUGUUUUCGAAAAAUCAUUAUCGGGAAAAUUGGAAAAAACAUGUCUGAAAUGCACUUAUGGGCUAGGUAGUAAUGUUCCGCUAUUAGGACUUAUAAAUGGUGUUGGUAUAUACGCUACAGCACAGUCAGCUGCUAUGAAGGUUUUUAUUUCAGAAACCAUUGAUGGAUUGAAAGGAAUUGGUGGUAUGUCUAAUUUAUUUGGUGACAAAAUUGCAGAUCUUGUUACUCCAUCAUUUUAUGGUAAACCAAUGCAUCUUGUUACAACAAUUCUAAGUGCAAAGGAAAAAUUAUGUGCGUGUCCCGGUAUGCAAAAACAAAUUUUGUGUCAUGGAUUAGAAUCAGUUACUGAACAGUCUUUACCUAGAAGAAUAGCAACAACUGCUAGCGAUGCUUAUUACAGUGCAGGUGAAAAAUUCGUUGAGUUAACAAACUCUGGUGCUAUUUUUUCUAAUCCUAUCGUAAUUUCAACUAUAGUAUUAUUAUGUAUAGCUCUUAUGCUUUUAAUUAUUUAUUUAAUUUUACGUUAUCGUAGAAAAAGCAGAAUGAAAAAAAAAUUCCAAUAUAUAAAAUUAUUAAAAGAAUAG